AUGGAAGUGCUUCAAUUUGAGGCCGUGAUGAUUGCACUACUUGUUGUGUCGGUACUGUUGCUGCGGCGGGAGCGCAGAAACCACUUGACCUCAUCUAAUACGCUGUAG
This is a messenger RNA of Peronospora matthiolae, 108 nucleotides long. Lineage: Eukaryota; Oomycota; Peronosporomycetes; Peronosporales; Peronosporaceae. The record is from the annotation of a GenBank genome assembly.